Messenger RNA from Culicoides brevitarsis, 1320 nucleotides. RefSeq names its product DNA ligase 1-like. The transcript has a single exon. Bases 182 to 1300 code for a protein of 372 amino acids. Lineage: Eukaryota; Metazoa; Arthropoda; Insecta; Diptera; Ceratopogonidae. The record is from RefSeq and is a predicted model, not a curated record. Gene Ontology annotation, molecular function: mRNA binding. Gene Ontology annotation, cellular component: nucleus; cytoplasm.
AACAAGCAUGAGAGUUCAAAAUCUCGUCAAAUUUUGAAGAAAAUCAGUGAAAAACGGAGAAAAUUUAUCAAAAUUCGUUUAAAUAAAAACCCGGAAAAGUUCAAUUUUCAUCAAAAACAGGAAAUUAUCGUGAAAUUCUGUGAAAAAGUCAAUUUCGGUGAACUUCACGUGGAUCAACAACAUGCCAGAAGACCACGAAAACACUUCAUCCGACGAGGAACAAGAAGUUUCUGACGUUGAAAUGAACGAGGAAGUCGCCGAUGUCGAAAUGGAAGACUCAAAUGAAGAAGUUACCGAUUCUGAGGACGACGAUGAGCAAAAAAAGGAAGCCAACGACGACGAAGAGCAAGAAGAAGAAGCCAACGACAACGAUGAGCAAGAAGAAGAAGAGUUGGAAGAGUUGGACGACGAAGAGCAAGAAGAAGAAGAAGCCAACGACGACGAAGACACAAAACCCGACACGGAAUCUGUCGUUCAUCGCAACAUUUACGUCCAAUUUCCGCGAAAACGACCAGAAAAUGCCGAAACGGAACUCCUCAAAGUCUCCGACAAGAUCAAAUACAUUCGUUUUCCGCGCCAGAAGAAGGCCCGUUUCUGUUACGUGCAUUGCGAGACGGAAGCCGAUGCCAUUGACGUCGAAAAAGUCCUUCGCACCACCGAGGUGUGCGGUUUCAAGGUCUUCGUGAACCGAAAACGCAAAAUUGACGACCCCGCAUUCCGACAAAAGCUGAAGGAGAAACAGAUUGAGAAGAAAAUUGCGAAACGCGACGCUAAACGACUAAAAGAGGCACUCAAGAGAAAAGGAAAAUCCGGCAAAAAAGCAAAAAGUAACAAAAUUGUCGUAUCGGGAAUACCGGAAGAUGUCACAGCGACCAAAUUAAAGGAAAUUUUCAGCACAAGUGUGGAGUUUCAGUAUCGCGAAAAACCGAAUAAAGUUGCUUUUGUCACAUUUUCGACGCCGGAAGAGGCAACAAAGUUCAUCAAAAAUCAUCCAAAAGUCGGAGAACGAGAAUUGGCAAUUCGACCAAUGUUGGUGGUUAAGAGAAAAAAGAAGCAAUUUAAGGGAAAAAAAGAGAAAAAAGCUGAAGAAGAAGUUGUCGAAGAGAAAAUUGAAGUAGAAAAAGUGCCCAAGACGAAGAAAAAAGCAAAAGAGCUCCCAAAAGUGGAGAAAAAAGGAAAAGAAAUGCCGAAAUCCAAGUCAAAAGAUAAAUUUGUGAAGAAACAAAAGUCGCCAAAGGCAACAAAGACACCGAAAGGCAAAAAAAUCAACUAUGUCUCGCUGAAAAAAACCCUAGAAUAGUUUUUAAAUGUAAAAAAAAA